AUGUACGACUAUUCGCAGCGGCGAACUAAGCGCCGAAUGGAGAGUUUUAAUGCCCGAUCCCGAUUAUCAAAGGCUCUGGCAGAGGAGUCCUCAGAAGAUUCUGAGUCUCCUGGCCACCCAGAGAACGAUGACGCUCACGAUGAACCACCCGAACCCGUCGAGAAGAGACAUGGUCUAACUGAGAAAGACUCCCUCAAGAGACGUCCCCAGGCGCAUACAAAUGCAGCCACGAAGCCGAUUCGACGAGUGAGGUUUCGAGAAGACGAAGACUGUGCAACAAGGAAAAUCGAAUGCUUGGAAGGGGAAGUUGAAGCUCUCAAAAGGAAGGUGCAGGCUCUUAUGAAGAAGUGGGAUUUCGUGGAACCAUUUUUGGAAACGCAGUGCAAGGCAGAGGGGGUGUCCACCCUCAAAAGAAUCCUAAUCGUCAACAGCUAG
Molecule: messenger RNA, 435 nt
Organism: Penicillium nucicola
Lineage: Eukaryota; Fungi; Ascomycota; Eurotiomycetes; Eurotiales; Aspergillaceae
Exons: 3
Coding region: 1-435 (144 amino acids)
Source: RefSeq, a predicted model, not a curated record